GUCUGCUUUAUCGAAAAUGGACACUCCCAAGUCUGCUUCAUCGAAAAUCAUUUUGCAGAAAGCUGUAACGCCUUUGCUUGAACCCUCGACGCUUAAGUUUACCACGCCCUCUAAGUUAGUCGUUUCAUGUAAUAAAUCGACUAAUAGCUUUCCUUCUUCAAAUGACUCUUCCAUCACGUCUAAAGACAAUCCUAUUGCAUUCACAUCACCAAAAGUUGUGGCUAAUGCGGGACGUGCCCAUACUGAAAAUAUUGAUCCCAACGAAGGAGAUGAAUUAGAGGUUCAUUUCGGGGAUGCGCUUAUUUUUUCAACUGUGAAGAAAUCCCUCGAUAAUUCGGCUGUUAAAAGCCCUACCCGACAACGGAGAUUGUCACUCAACCGCACUCCAUGCAAGCCUUCAUUUUCAUCAUCCACAAUUAUGCACCGCAGUCCUUCUCCUGGUGAGCUCUUAGAAAGGCCUUUAGUGCAUUCUGAGCAUCACGACGAGUUAAAGGACAAUGAUGACGAGAAUUCUUUCCAACGAGAGAGGUCAUCACUCCAGAGCAUUGUAAGCAAGCCUUCACCCACGAUCAAUCGCCGAAGCCCUUCUCCUGAUGAUAUAUUUGAAAGAUCUUUGUUGCACUCUAUUUCUCCUGAUGAUAUCAUCGAAAGAUCUUUGUUGCACUCUGUUUCUCCUGAUGAACUGAAGAGGUCGCUUACGGAAAGUCCCAGGCUAGUGUCAUCCGCUGCUCUUAACAGCGAGGUGCACAUAAGCCCAGACGCAAGUUGUGACGAUGGUGCCGUCGUAGAACUGAAUCACGAGAUGCAUUCAGGGAGUGAAGAAGAGUUGGUUCGUACCGCCAUGGCUUCCAUCAGAACCAAGUCACCCAUUAAAAAGAUGCGGGAGGAGCAGGAAGAGUCAACCCCUAUCACAAGGAAACGCGAGCGAAGUACUUCACCCACCAAAUCGGCAGUGAAGAGUAAAACUCCCGAUUCUAGAAAGAAAUCUAGGUCAACUGGCUUUGAAACCACACCCUUGUUAGAACAUGUCAAGAGUCCCAGCCUGAAAAAUUCUUCCCCUACCUUGAAAACCUAUCCUUCUCCUAAGGAAGAACAGUUAUUCAAGGAUAUCUCUAAUGAUUCUGUUACUCCUUCAGAGACUUUAGACUUGGAGAUCAAGAAAGAAGAUACUAGCAAGUCCUCAGUGACGUCGUCGAAAGUUGUCACUCCAGAAGACUCAACCGCUCGGAGAACAACUCGUCGACGUAGGAGUACGUCUGAAGGUCCUGAAAGCAAGAUGCCUGACGCGGUGCUAGCACCUGUUGCUACUGACAGCAUCGCAUCGCGCACCCGACGCCGGAGUCUCUCUGGCAUGUCCACUGACGACGAGGCUUCAGCUCCUGCUCAGGUUUCUGGUGUUGUGGGCGCAAGAACUCGUCGUCGGAGCAUCUCUGAUGCCGAGGCUCUUACGCCUAUGAAGAGAAUUGUGAUCGACACCAUUCCUGAAGAGGAGUCUGACGAGAGCAGCGGAUCUACUGUACAACCAAAUGUAAAGCCUUCCGCCCGACGUAAAAGCCUUGCUGCUAAGGCAACUCCGCAGAAGGCGCCUAACUUUGGUACUGCUGCCGUUUUACUAGAGGCGGCCGCCCCAUCCCCUGUACUCGCAGGUCGUGGUAACAGAAGAGCCUCUCUCACGAGCACGGCAUCUACGAGCGUCUCUACUCCUACCAGACGCCGCUCCCUCGCAUCCUCUUCUCGAGCCGGCAGCGUAUCCAAGGAACUAGACGCGGAGUCUUGUGCAUCACCGCGCCGUGUAUCAAAAAUGCGCCGCCUCUCUGAGAGCCCCACAAAAGGGCUCAUGGUCGACACCAAGGAAGAUGCUACCGCAGGUGUCACUGCGCAACGUGUCCUGCCCAAGCGUGAGUCUCGAAGUCUUAAAGAAACCAUAGGACUUAAGACUUGUCCCGUGGUUGUCUUGGAAAGACUUUCGCCUGCGUGGUACACCAACCCUGUUGUAGUCAUGAGAAGAUUAACUCCAAGUACAAGCUCCUUUGUUGUCCUGGGCAAAAGAUCUGUGGAGGACAGCGAUAACACCGACAGUGACGCAGGAGUGCGCCGUACGCUACGCCGUCGCCAGCCAAAAACAUACAAGUAGGAGGUGGAGGAGAAAAUGUUCGCUGUUGCUACUGCUGCUUCUCAAUUGGACGUCGCUUUCGUGGUCAACGAACGACUUCGUAACUUGACGUUCACCAAUGUCUGUACAAUUUUCAGCUAAUGCUAAUAUUGUUUGUAUGAUUAUCGGAUGAAGCAGCCGAUAAUUAAACACUGGAUCGUACGUUCUGAAUUAUGUUGUCUUCGCCUGCACUCAAGAUAGUUCUCCUGGAACUGCUGAGAUAUUUGCGCCAUAAUAAUUACGUGUGGGAAUAGAAUUUUGAGAACAAUGAAGGCUUCUUUAGAAAAGGAAAAUGUUUAGAGUAGAUCUGCAUCAAAGGUGGGCUUUGAGUCAGUGGAGCGUCUCUUUAUAAGUAAUUACGCUACCGGAUCAUUUGCUAACCUCUUUGAUGCCACUUCAAUUAGCACAUUAUUGCGCGUUUUUCACAAGUCUUCAAUAAUUUCAAUUUUUAGUUUUUUCGUUCUAUUUUUAGGUUUUAACGAUUCGAUUACCUGAAAAGUUGUUUGGCAUUUGAUUAUUAAUAAACGCAACCGAGAUGAUUUUGCUAUUUGAUGUAGGUAGUUAGGUAGCGUUUGGAAAUAGAUAUUGUCAUUAGCCCAGGCAUAAUUUCUAGUGACUGACGUCAAAUGCCCACUGAUUGUUUCUAUUUCUCUUGAUUAAUCUCAAGCCAGUUUUCGAAUAAAAAUGGGAUUGAUUUUAACAAAUUUUGAUUGUAAAAUAAAAUUCUCUCAUCCUUCAUGUAUUAUUAAGCCGGUGUUUUGAAUACCGAGUACUAUAGAAACUUCUGUCAAAUGUUCGGAGGUAAUUGUUGUUGGACGGCGUAUUGAAGUCGGGAUGCAGUCUCUUGCGGCAGUUCUUCACUAUUUACAGGACAUUAGCUUAUCUGCACUUGUUUCUUGUACAGAGCUCGCCGCGUUGUCGUAGAUACGCUCGAGCUUUUGUCGAAUUUUUGCCCACGUUUUGAUUUUUAUUAGACGAACAAGAUGCUGCAUUCUUUUGUCAUAAUUCAUGUAAAGAUUCUAUCUUCUUUAUAGAAUCUAUAGGUUGUAUGUAUUAAUUUCUUGCAGCAACUAACUGCAAACCAUUACAACAAUUUUGUUAACCAUGCCGUAAUGUUAGAUUCAUAACACUAACUGAUAACUUAAAAGGAAACUAAUGAUCGAUUGAACGAUGUUUGUACUUGAGGCGUUUUGAUAGUUCCAUAUCAAUUGGAUUAUCAAUUUUUGUGAUUCCGUUACUACCCUUUGUAAUGAAUUUUCCAAUAAAGUUAUUUUCUGGUUA
Molecule: messenger RNA, 3433 nt
Organism: Hyalella azteca
Lineage: Eukaryota; Metazoa; Arthropoda; Malacostraca; Amphipoda; Hyalellidae
Product: mucin-17
Exons: 5
Coding region: 17-2134 (705 amino acids)
Source: RefSeq, a predicted model, not a curated record